This is a messenger RNA of Dermacentor silvarum, 7055 nucleotides long. RefSeq lists its product as uncharacterized. The record is from RefSeq and is a predicted model, not a curated record. The coding region runs from base 502 to 1875 and encodes 457 amino acids. The transcript has 10 exons. NCBI's taxonomy places the organism in Eukaryota, Metazoa, Arthropoda, Arachnida, Ixodida, Ixodidae. Gene Ontology annotation, molecular function: protein binding. Gene Ontology annotation, biological process: cytoskeleton organization.
GUGUGCGCAGUCCGGUACUCUCCGGCAAGUGUACGCCGUAAAUGGCGAAGCGGUGUUUACGUGUGCCGUGCCGAUGUAGAAGACGUUUCGCGGUGGGACCGUGUUGUCAAGGCAAUGCAAGAGAACCGCGCUUUGUUUAUCUUCGUCCGAGCCACACCGACUAAAUUCCUGAACAUUAAUUGUUACUGCGAUAAGAGCGUGAAAUUGUUCAACAGCGUGGUAUUCCCUUCUGCUAUGCGAUGACUACCAGUCGUUCACCGUGUCCGUGUUCAUUGCCUAACAUGGUAUACACAAGGCCCUUAAUCGAAAAUCGGCGCGCAGUUGGACCAGCGGACAUUAUUCGGCGCCUACUCGUGUAGUGGUGGCGUGCAUUGGGCGGCCUAUCGUGUGCCUUUAGCUAUGGUCAUCAGCGUGAAGGUAGUCAGGGAUUGAGACCUGUGUUGAUGAUCUAAGAAGCUGUGUCCUGUCAACUGCGCCUAGGAACCACGAGAAAAAUCGGCAAUGAGUGUGCUCACGGAAAAUUGCGUCCUGUCAAGAACGCGAGCUCAGGAUCUGAAGAGUGUUCGGAAACUAAACUGCUGGGGAAGCGAGUUGGAGGACGUCAGCAUCGUGCGAAAGAUGUCUCACGUCGAAGUCCUCUCAUUAAGCGUCAACAAUAUCAGCACACUAGCAGACUUCGCGCACUGCAAGAAUCUCCAGGAGCUCUACAUACGAAAGAACAACAUUCGAGACUUGAAUGAGGUUCUGUACUUAAAAGAUCUUCCGAAGCUUAAAAAUCUUUGGUUGGCCGACAACCCUUGUGCAGAAAGCGAGACCUACAGGAUGACGGUGUUGAGGCAUCUGCCAAGUUUGCAGAAACUGGACAAUCAAACUGUUCAGAGCCACGAAGUUGAGAGAGCCCAGGUACAAGGGGCUAUGCUUACUCUUCCUACCCUCGAUACUGCUGCUACCGAGGACAAGAUGCCACUGACAGCACCUAGCAGCAAUCACAACAACCGUCAGCAGUCUAGUGGCAGCCAGCCAUCAACCAGACUCAGCCCACCGCAGGCCCGGCAGAAUGGCUCCGAGGAUGGACACCACAAGUACAGCAGUGUUCCACGGCCAAGGGAGCUGGAAGUGGAAGUGCCGGCCACAGAAGCCAAUGUGCCAAACAGGGCAGCCGCCUUUAACCCUCCAGCAGCCAGCACUCCAUGUAAAGAUCCCCCUCGGCUUGCCGAAGCUGCCUGCUCUCCUGUGCUCCCCAACAUGCCUCAGGACAGCCACGCCUCGUGCCAAGGCAUGUCACCUGCCGAGCAGCAUGCAUUUCAUGCACGGGUCCAGACACUGAUGGAUCACUCAGGCCGAAGGUUGCGCAAGAGUGCAGAAAUCACCUGUGAUCCAAUGGCACUUUUUGAAGGUGAUGACCCUGUAGCUGCAAGACAGGCCAAUGCUCAACUAGGUGACACUCGACGGUUUUCAUCUGUGGAGUACCUGCACACGCACUCCCUGGAGUCGGAUGCACUGAUGUCCCCACCACCGGUUGACGGUAAUGCGCGAGGCGGUGCUGCUAUGUAUGCCGAAGUGCACAGGUCACACAAGGCUGAGAAAGGCUCUCCAACUCGCCUGCUGCCCAAGGGGGGCAAGAAUAGGAAUGCGAACAUACUUUCAGCCGUGCUGUGCCUCAUCAAAGAGCUCGACUAUGCCAGCCUGGAGGUUGUGGAGACGGCCAUUCACUGCAGGAUGGAAGAGAUGGAUGAGAUGGUUAAGAGUACAACUGUUGAAGAGAGAUGCGAAACUGAUAAGCACGCAGACACUGAUGAAGGUCGCUGUGGAUCCAGUAGCAUCUUAGAGGACUUCUUUAUGACUCUGAAAAAUCUCCUGAUAGCUGUCCCAUAACAUUUUCUUUUUUUUCUUUUUCUUUUGGAGAAUACAAAAUGCAGCUUUCUGUAAGCCUGCUUAUCUCACUUCUCUAUGCAUUAUUGUUUUGUGAUCUGAGGCAGCUCCACGCUUGUGGACGACUUAUAUGUCGCAAAAGACAUAAAAGAACAAUUUUAGUAGUUUAACAGUGGAUGCGCACAACUGUUACCUCACUUCACAAUGUGGUGGUAUGUCACAUGGGAAACAGUGUAGGAUAAGUUUUCUGUGAACUGUUCCAACCAAGGGAAAAGAGAUGGUCAAACAGCUUAAAGGCAAGUCUUCCCCAUCUACAAGAGCCCAGGAAUUCACUUCAUAGUGUAACAUAAUGCAAGCUUCUAGCUGAUGCGAGAUGGUUGUCAAGUGCUCGGGUGAUUAAUUUUUUUCUUCUUCUUUCUGCAGAGAUUACUUCAGUGCACAACGCACACUUUACUAUUGCUCUCUUCUUAAUCACUACUGGGUUGUCACAUCAAUACCUUUGGGCCUGGAGUUUGGAAAUGUUUAGCUCAACCUCUGGAGAGUAUGGUAACUAUGAUUUACAAACAAACGAACCACUUUGUUGUUUCAGAAUACUGACACAGUAUUGAUGCUACAGUGCUGUCUCAACAUUAACAACACCCUGUCUGUCAAACUACUUAUAUUGAAACAACCCUAUAGUGGAUCAUGUUGUUGGAAUUCAGUCAUGCUAGGUACAGGACAAUUUACACCACUUUGCUAUCCUGGACAAGCCCUACUCAUCACAUCGAGUUGUGCCAGUAUAGCCAUAGUUUCAUGCUAUAGUUAUCGAAGUGAAAUCUAGCACUGUAAUCAUUCAACCACUAUGGGAACAAUUCAUGGGUAACACAAGGUCUUUAAACGCGAAUAGAUUUCUUCAACUCAUCAGGCCAGUUUUCUUUCCUUGCACCUGUUUUUGUGGGUUGAUCCUGAAGCAUUCUAACACAGCAUCUUAAAAUGGUAGCUGCAACGAGGGCAUAAUGCACGAAACUGGCACGUGACGCCGCACGCCAGACGUAUCAAAGAGCGACUUUAGCAUCAGAGAAGCAUGCAUGCGAUCAUGACCUCAUGGUUAGAUCAUUCGGCUGCUGGGCUUGAAGGCAGAGGUUCGAUCUCACCAUCAUUAACGCAAUUCUUUAUAGCAUUACAGACUUACUUCACCCACUGUAAGUGUCUAACGGCAAACUAGAGGUGUGUAUCGCGUAUGCGAACAUGUCACAGUGCGCACGAAGUUGCAAGUUUGUAAGAGAUACGAGGUGUAGAAAAGUCACUUUAAGAAAGUGAAUAGCUUUCUGGAAGCGUUCGGCUAUUUGCUUGUAUUAACAGUCAUGGAUGAUUUCUGCACAGUUUUGAAGCAUGAAAUGCUUCAUCACUUCGGUAGGAUGAAUAAUUGGGCUAGCUGGUAUGGCAUUAAACAUACUGUGCAGUUUCAUAGGGGAUACCAGUGUACAUUCUUCAGCAAAUAAAAAGAAAACUUUGCUCACCAGCGCCACUGAAGAUUAGACCGAUGUCCCUGUAGCCACGGGUGACGGGAAGUUGGGCAUGAGAUAUCACCCAUAUUGUGCAUUUGGCAGUUUGUGCAAGGUGUGAAAGGUGCACAAGUGCAGGUUUCAAAGCGUGAAAUUGCUGGUGCAUUCAUUUUAGAGAUAGCAGCAAAUGGUAUGUUCAUGUAGAUAUCUCUUGCUCACUUCCAAAACUAGUAAAAUCAUUGUGCCUAGUGUGCACAUAAUUUCCGAUAAAAAGAAGCAGAUUCAAUGUGCAGUAAUUGACAAAUUUGAAGUUGAGUGUUCUGCAAACAGGACCUCGACCACCAGCAUACAAGUCUCCCGGACAGUCUCUGUUAUUUCUACAAUGUCUUAUAGGCUCCAGUAGACAGCUUCCUAUGAUUGCACAAGUUGCCUAGCCUGCCACGACAAAUGGCAUGCAGUAUGCUUAAGGCCGCAGUCCCAGCUCUCCAUUGUAACCAGUGUUGCAGAAACGCAUGAAGCAUGCUUGCUUGUGUAGUAGCUAUCACAUAGUACGAGACAUGGAAUAAGAUGUGUGCGCUUCAUAUUCAUGUAAAGAAGCAUUUCAUGCUUGCAUCUACUUCCAUACUGCGAAGUCUGUACAACAGCUGGACAGCAGCAUUUGCCUUGGGUAAAUGUUUUGAUAUAAUGUCUCUGUGAUGUUCUGAAAGCAGUCAGAUGAAACAUACAUGAAAUCAGACUAAUUAUUGCUAUUUCCAAGUUUCAAGUGUACUUUAAAAACUGCAAUAAAAGAGUCCACAAGGUUCAGACAAAUCUAUGUAGUACCCAUCAUCCCCAUACUGGCGGUGGGUGCAGACAUUAUUGGCCUGUUUCCUCCGGUAACCUUGGCAGAAAGUACUAUGAGCGUAACUGGUGAUCAGCUGGUUAUGCGUAUUUUACACAGCAAUGGCUACUUGCAAGUUAUAUUUUGUUGGGUUGCUUCAAGUGACAUUUGUAAGUCGAGAUGCGCUCAAUGACAAAGAUCUUGUCAUUCGAAUUUUAGUCAUUCUUUUUUUCAACAUGUCCAGAUUGUUAGCGCAAAAUUAAUCUUAAACCAGAAGUGAAAACUUGUGUUGACUGGUGAGGCUUACCUCUCUGUUUGAAGCGUGCACAUCAUACAUUUUAAGCAUUUGUUUGUGUGCUGCCAUUUUAGUUUAAAGGAAUGGGACAGUACCUUGAAAGAAUAUGGCAAGUCCCAAACUAUAUAGUGCUGUAUCAAAGGGGAGAAAAGCCCAUGUUUCCCAGCUUUGUCUUUUAAGUGGUCACGAGUGUCGAUAACAAGUGGUUGUGAUUGUUAAUGCUCAGUUUUUUGUUUAUAUUAUAUAGUAAGUUGCGUCAUCUCAGGAAGACUUGGCACUGCAACAUGUUUGUUUGCUUUUGUAGGUGCUGAUGCAUUUCUGAAUGUUUGCGAGCUUGUUUUCAGCCGUUUCUUUCUUUUUUAUACCAGAGCCGCUGUUUAAUGGAGCUGUGCAGUGUUACUGUUAUUUUGUUAUAUUGCAAGUAGAGUUUCUUUAAUUAUUAAUAAAUAUAAGGUUUCAGAAGCAUAAGGAAGCUAUCUUAGUUUAAGGCUCUUGCGCUUUUCUUACUGCAACUUUGGUCUCUUGAACCACACUUAAUUGCUAUGUACAUUUAUGGACUUAUGAAUCUUACAAAUUUGCCAACAAUACAAGUCGGGCCCCCUAACAAGACACAUGUAUAUCUAUGUGUUUUAAUGGUAGCGACAUGUCCACAUCUGCAUUUUGCUACUUAAAGGAAUUUUUUUAUUGUUCGAUACGUAAGAUCACACAUACAGGAAAUGAGUUGGGAGAUUCUUUGAUCAGCAUAGGCUGAAUACCGAGAUGAGCAACCCGCAUUUCAAGACAUGUUGACCCCCCCGCUCCUCUGUGUAUAUAUAUAUAUGUGUGUGUGUGCAUGCAUGCAUGCAUGCUUGGUCACACACACUACUCCAAACUUUUUAUCACUUAAGGAAUAGGAAAGUUGUGCCGGCUGCCCAUCAAAAUUACUUCACAACCUUCGAAACUUUGAGGCCUAUUACGAUUGCAAGUUGGUAAAUUUGCAUGUUUGUUGUAAAAACUUGCAAUAAAGAUUUUUGUUAUGUUCAAAGUAUUUCCCAACUUUCCUGUGUUUUGAGAGCUGUAAGCUGUGUAAAGGGCCCUAAACACUUUUCUGAAAUUGAAAAUGGUAAACAAACCUUUAGUCACUUAUAUAUGAAGAUGUUGUGAACAUUUGGAGCCAGAGGUUGCUACCAUUUUGCUCCAGCUGUGUCAAGUUACUACCACCUUUCGUUCAGCCCGAUGACAUUGCAAGAGUAGAUGAUGGCUAUUAAGAGUAAUUCCUUUAGUGACGUUUACCAACUGGUGCCAGCCGACAACAAGCUUGAGCAGAUCUAGGCGAACAUUUAGUAAGCCAACAUCAAAAACAGUACCAGCAAGAAGUGAGCCACCAGAUACCUAGAAUGAUUUAUGUGUGCAAUAUUUAGAUGCUCAAGCCUUUAGAAAAGUCUGCAGCGACCUAUAUGAAAACUGUUCAAAACUUUUAAAGGCUUUCAACUGGGUAUAUCAUUGUCUGUUCUACCAAGUUUCAUUGCAACUUUUGUAACGCGUUUACCACACACACUCCUUAGUGCAAAGCUUGGUUUCAGUAUGCUUUCUUGUCUGCCUUUGGCAAUAUUCUGAAGAUAAUGUGCAAGGUGAUGUUACACAAUUGUGAAAGUGCUCUUUAGCAGUUGACAAUGCCAUGUGCCACAUGAAAAACACAAAAGAUUUAAUUAAAACAUUUUGUAGCGCCCCUAACAGCAACGGUUCUUGUUUUUUCUUGGUGAGAAAUGCCAAUCUUUGUGUUCAACACUGCGUUCAAAAGCGGACAAAUUAGCAACACUGUUUUUACUAUGUCCACCUUUAUGCAGCAGCAUGCCAAAUAGUGUUGGAUUGCCUUGCCAAUGUUCUUGCACACAAAAGCUUCUUGAACUAUCUUGUGUUAUCGGUUAUCUCUUUUACAAUGCAAAGUUACAUCCCACAAUGUAGAUUCUUUGGAAAGACAAAACUCUUGUGAAGCAUGAUACAGCACUCGCUGCAUUGUGAAUUAGACUCACUUGCUGCAACGAGAUGAUUAUGCUAAGCACCGGUGGUGUCCUCUAGUAGGCUGGUUAAAGAACUUGAGGGAGACUUCUGUCUAUGCGGUUAUAUUUAGCCUUAACUGUAAGGCAUGAAGGGCUUCAUAUAAAAUAAACUUGUAAUGCGCAUGCAAUACAUUGUCCCGGUGAGAGACUGAUAUCAAGCCACUGUAGUGAUUGACAGCAGUUUCGCUUUAACAUGUUUCCUACUUUUUCAAGCUGCACUUUUAUAUGGUGUCCGUUCACUAGCUGAUUGCACUGUGCACCGAAAUUUACAAUGAAGCAAGUAGUAUUAUGUGCUAAUGAACAAGUUAUGCAUAGUUUACAGACAAAUAAAACAUCAAUGACAAUUAUGUGUUCAUAUUCCUUAGUGGACUUUUGUUUUAUUCUCCCUUUUUCCUCUAUGCCUUGUUUGGUGUUGUCAGAAAGUUAUAUUAACUAGUUAACUAUUGCAUUUUGGGUGAUGUAUCCUCGAUUAAUCGACUUCAGCCACACUUUUCGCUUUUGUUUGUUGUAACUGCCUGACUGCACAGAUGGGAACUACACCGCUU